Molecule: messenger RNA, 872 nt
Organism: Amphimedon queenslandica
Lineage: Eukaryota; Metazoa; Porifera; Demospongiae; Haplosclerida; Niphatidae
Product: N(G),N(G)-dimethylarginine dimethylaminohydrolase 1-like
Exons: 4
Coding region: 13-798 (261 amino acids)
Biological process (GO): arginine metabolic process; positive regulation of nitric oxide biosynthetic process
Molecular function (GO): dimethylargininase activity; amino acid binding
Source: RefSeq, a predicted model, not a curated record
GAAUUGGCUGAUAUGUUUCGAUAUACUAAAGCUAUUGUUUGUGGUGUGCCUGCAUCUCUGCCAGAAGCAGCUCUAAGGCUCGAGGCUGAUGCUCCAAUAGUUGAUCUGGAGUUAGCAAGGAAGCAGCAUAGAGAAUACAUUGAUGUCCUGGAAAAGGAGAUGGGACUCGAGAUAAUACACAUAAAAGAAAACGAAGAUUUCCCUGAUUGUGUUUUUGUUGAAGAUCCACUAGUUGUCUGUGGAGAUACAGCACUAAUUACUAUACCAGGGCAUGCUUCCAGAAGGGGAGAAACUAUACCUUUAAAGGAGACAGUUCUCUCACUGGGUCUUAAAGUAGUAGAGAUGAAACCCCCUGGACUAAUGGAUGGCGGUGACGUCCUUUUCACUGGCAGGGAGUUCUUUAUUGGACUUUCAUCAAGAACAAAUGAGGAAGGAAUAGAGCAGUUAAGACAGUGUUUUUCUGACUAUCCUGUUACUCCAAUUCCAGUUAGUGGCUCAUUGCAUCUCAAGUCAUUUUGUUCAAUGGCUAGUCCUGAUGUAAUUGCCAUCGGGACCUCAGAGCCAGCUCAAAAGUCACGUUCAAUCAUAACAAAAGAAGGAAAGUUCCCGUACGAGUUUAUCAGCCUCCCAAGCAAUCCAGAAGCUAACUGCGUGUUUGCUAAUAAUGUAUUGAUUCAUGGACUCGGAAAGGAAAGAAGCGAAUUUGAUCGUUUGUCAUGCAAGAAGGUUCCACUCCCUCUACCUGAGCUAAACAAAGUUGAUGGCUGCUUCACGUGUUGCUCUGUUCUCAUUCCUUAAAUUCUGUGAUUUGUUACGUUUCCUUUCUAAAUAAUAAUAAUUUUUCACUUGUGAUUCAUCAUUUAAACUGUAAA